ACCGACCGGGUCAGUCAACACUGGCACCAUACGGCUCUUGAUUGAGUUGAAAAUCCUUUCAGAAAUUCCAAGCGUAAAGAAAGGAUUAGAAACUCUGCACCUCCAAAGUUGUUACUAGCUCCCAUAUUUAUUUGUGACGCAUACAAACUGGCGAAAAAACAUAUCAUACUGCAACUCAAAACCAUGACAUUUCUUUAUAUGCUCCUGCUGCUGUCCGCAUUGCCACUGAUCAAACCGACAUCAAUAUCUCCAAGAAAACAAGCAGAGUCGCUCGUCAAAUGGAAGGGCGGCUUUUCUUCUUUAUCAUCAUCAGCGCCACCUUCACUACUCAAUUCAUGGUCCCUCACCAACCUCAACAGCCUCUGCAACUGGACUGCCAUUUCCUGCUCCAAAACCAAAACAGUCUCCAAAAUAGACCUCUCCUAUAUGCAAAUUGACGGAACGCUGUCCCUUUUCGACUUUUCCUCAUUUCCAAAUCUCACCCACUUCAAUCUAAGUGGCAACUAUUUCGAUGGGCCUAUACCAUCUGAGAUUGACCAGGUAACAGAGCUUCAAUAUCUAAAUCUCCGCGACAACAGUCUCUCCGGUACCAUCCCUUACCAACUGAGCAAUCUCAAAAAGGCUGUAGAUGACUUUCAUGAGAAGUACUGCAUUGGGGCAGGAGGGUUUGGAAGGGUUUACAAGGCAGAGUUGCAAUCAGGCCAAGUUGUUGCAGUUAAAAGGCUUAACAUGUCAGACUCUAAUGAUAUUCCAGCAAUCAAUCUCCAUAGCUUUCAGAAUGAAAUCCGAACUUUGACAAGCAUCCGGCACCGGAACAUCAUAAGGCUCUAUGGCUUCUGUUCAAGGAGGGGUUGCAUAUUCUUGCUUUAUGAAUACUUAGAGAGAGGAAGCCUGGGAAAAGCUUUGUAUGGAGUUGAAGGUGUUAAUGAACUCGUUUGGGCUACUAGAGUCAAAAUUGUGCAAGGACUUGCUCAUGCACUUUCUUACUUGCACCAUGAUUGCUCUCCACCAAUUGUGCACCGUGACAUAACCGUCAACAAUGUAUUGCUUGAGUCUGAUUUCGAGGUUCGUCUCUCAGAUUUUGGAAUAGCCAGGUUAUUGAGUACAGAUUCAUCCAACUGGACAGAUAUUGCUGGUUCAUUUGGCUACAUAGCACCAGGUAAUGUAAACUUAAUUUGUACAUUUAUGGUUCAUCUUUUUGCUUAUUGGGAUAUGUUUUAAGGUAGCCAGUUUUGUUUUUAUUGAUGUGCAGAGCUUGCAUACACUAUGCGAGUAACAGAUAAAUGUGAUGUAUAUAGCUUUGGAGUGGUGGCGCUCGAAGUCAUGAUGGGAAGGCACCCAGGAGAUAUGCUAGAGUCCCAGCUACAAGAAUCAUCAAAAUCAAGGAGGGACAAUGUAGAAUUGCUCUUGAAAGAUUUGUUAGACCAAAGGUUGGAACCGCCAACCAAUGAAUCUGCAAAGGCAGUGGUGCUUGUAGUGACAAUGGCCUUGGCCUGUGUACAAACGCGUCCAGCGUCCAGACCUACAAUGUUAUUGACGGCACAAAAACUGUCAGUUCAAACCCUGCCUUGCCUUCCCGAACCAUUUGGUAUGUUGACAAUCAACAAGCUAAUGGCACUAUAAAUAAUAAAACAAAAAAAAAAAAAAAAGAAGAAAAGGGCGAAUAGCUCAAACUUCCCUUUUGUAUUCCUGCCACUCGCAAUUCCAUCUAAUUUCUCAUGUAAUACAUCUUCAAUACUGUAAUUACUCAUCUGUAUGAUUUGUCGAAUGUGGAUUAAUGUGUGAUGAAUUUUCUUAA
Molecule: messenger RNA, 1798 nt
Organism: Pyrus x bretschneideri (Chinese white pear)
Lineage: Eukaryota; Viridiplantae; Streptophyta; Magnoliopsida; Rosales; Rosaceae
Product: MDIS1-interacting receptor like kinase 2-like
Exons: 2
Coding region: 184-1221 (345 amino acids)
Biological process (GO): protein phosphorylation
Molecular function (GO): protein kinase activity; protein binding; ATP binding
Source: RefSeq, a predicted model, not a curated record